This is a messenger RNA of Botrytis deweyae, 366 nucleotides long. RefSeq lists its product as uncharacterized. Lineage: Eukaryota; Fungi; Ascomycota; Leotiomycetes; Helotiales; Sclerotiniaceae. The transcript has 3 exons. Bases 1 to 366 code for a protein of 121 amino acids. The record is from RefSeq and is a predicted model, not a curated record.
AUGAUGCACCCUUCUGGUGGUGAUUCAAUGUACCUCGACAUGGCAAUGGAGAAAGGUGACGAGGAGGCUAUAUCGCCAACUCUAGCCUGUAGAGAGAACGAGAAGACGGGAGGUUUCUUUCGACUUUUUAAGAAAGACUCAAGAACUGAUGAUCAGACGCCCCCGCUCGAUUAUGGGCUCUCACACCCAGUCGAACCAACUACAAUCGAAACCGAUCCUCCUCCCGAUACAUCCCCCGCCUACAUCGCCUCCACAUCUUUGAGCUCCAAGCGCCGCGGUUUCCGACGCUCCUGGAUAGCACCAAUCAAUAGAUUUAAUUUCACUGGUUUCGGUGUCGGUGGCGUGGCCUUCACCAUCCAAAGCUAG